GGCCUCGGGCAGUCAGGCUCGUCUCUGUUUCCUUCCCCCUUCUCUCUGACUCUCUUCUCCCUUGGUCUCCCUUCCCUGGCGGCGACGACUUGGGAGUUGGGACUGGGCGAGCGGCGGCGCCAUUCGUCACGUCGCCGCCUAGCCCUUUGCCGGCGACAAGCAUCCACCAGGUCUGCAGGCAGUGCCGGCAAGGAGGCCCUUCCCUCCCCGCGGGCGAGCUCCCCUUCCGAAGUGGUGAGAUUGCCAAGCACAAGGCCAAGCAGCACAAGGCCAAGCCUCAACCCCCCAAAGUAAAUAAACUAGCUUCCGGAAAGCAAAAGGUUGCAGGACAACAGAUAGGGAUUCAAAUUCCAUCUGUGGAAGAUUUGCUCAAGGAAAGUGAGGUUGAUAAGGGUAUUCUUUUGAAAGAAAUAAACAACAAAAUUGAGUCUGAUCAAACCAAGUUGAUGGAAGAAAUUAAAAAAAUAAAGGACCUCCGGUUGUAAAAUAAUGAAGAUUUAAAGAAGAUUGUUGCGGAACAUUCAAUCUUGUCUAAGAUGUAUAAUGAGAUAAAAAAACAGGGCCCAAAUUAAAGACAAAAAAAUAAAAGCGCUGAUGAGAAACAAUUGUGUAAUGCAAAUACAUGGCGUGGGGAUGAUGGAGGAUUUAUUUGUUGAGACCUUCAAACCAGGUGGUCACAUGCACGAGAUGACGUUUUGGAAGCUCUCAGGCUCAUGGAACAAAUCAUGGGAUGACCGGAUUAUGCUUUCACUUGGUGCUGUAGAACAAUUGUUAGGGAAGAAUAAAAGUUCUUGUUUUCUCGAAAGAGAAUUUAACGGUUAUGACAAACAGAAAAUACAUACGAUUUUUGUCCCUUUCGUUAUGGAUGAACACUGGUCCUUAGUUGUGGUGGAACCUGAUAUAGAAGUUAUAAUUGUUCUUGAUUCCUAUAAUGAAUUGGAGGACUCCACAGAACGUCAUGCACAACUGAUAAAUGCACUGAAAGGUCAUCUUUGUUCUUCACUAGGCCUGCAAUCUGCUAACUACAGCAUUAUUACACCAGUAGUUCAGAAGCAAAACAACCUUGAUGAUUGUGGUUUUCAUAUGCUUCUGUACAUAAUGCAAUAUAAGGAUCAAAACUACAAGAACAUUAGUGAGGCCAGAAAGUUACAGAUGAAUCAUGCUGAAGUCUCUGGUUUGUUAAGUGUUGGUAUGCAUGAAACAGAUGUGGGUGGAGAAUCAUAUGCAGUUGAAUAUCCUAAAAUGGAUCAGGAUACUUCCCAUGAAACAACCAAAUUUGAUGUAGUAAUGGCAACUUCGGCAUUGUAUACUGAUAAUAUCAAUACCAAUGCUUGCUUGGAUGAACAUCAAAUGUCAGGAAUUCAGCCUAUGGAGGAAAUUAAAUUUGGCAAUGCACAACCCUUUGAGCUUCUAUCGAAAGGAACGGCAGCUGAUUCUGAGGAAGAAAGCAUGCCAUCUAGCCCUGACACUUCGUCUACCGGUUACAUGGAGCAAAAUCUGCAACAUAUGUAUGAUGCGCUGGUUGACAAAGUACAACCAGUUGUGCUUAGUCCUGCCUUUAUAACAUGUGACAAAACUUUGCACCUUGAGCCUCACCUUACUUUCUCAUUCGAUGGGAUCAAAAUUGAGUAUUUGGAUUUAAAUUCCUUUGAAGACAAGAAGAUGAUAGCUUUACAAUGGGAAAUCUCAAAUAUUAUUUCCAUCAGUUGUAAAUGGGCUCAGAAUGUUGGAUCUGCCUUGAUAACACUCCUUGCUGGACCCAAAGCAGAAACUGGAAAUGCAGGUCCUGUUAGAGUACAAUUUUGUCUUCUUGAUUCACAAUGGCCAAGGAGACAACAGAAGAUCUGGGAACUCGGACCAAGAUAUCAAGAAAUAUGGAAGGAAAUCCCAUCAGAUGAGUUUACAUCGGAGGAUUGGAGCAUUGAACCCAGUCUGUUUUUUCCUAGGCAAUACUUUUCAAGCACUGACGACUUUGAAGAUAUAAUCUAUCCCCAAGGAGAUCCUGAUGCUGUUUCCAUUAGCAAAAGGGAUGUUGAGCUCCUUCUUCCUGAAACUUUUGUCAAUGAUACAAUAAUUGACUUUUAUAUCAAAUACUUGACCACAAGAAUUGAAUCUACCGAGAAGCGCAGGUUCCACUUCUUUAAUAGCUUCUUUUUUCGCAAGCUGGCAGAUCUUGACAAAGAUCAGGGGAGAGCUCCAGAAGGUAGAGCAGCCUUCUUACGUGUUCGCAAAUGGACCCGCAAAAUAAAUGUAUUUGAGAAGGAUUUUCUGUUCAUUCCAGUCAACUUCAACUUGCACUGGAGCUUAAUUGUUAUUUGCUAUCCUGGAGAAGUGGCGACAUUUAAAGAUGGAGAUACGAAGCUCUCAGCUAAAGUUCCAUGUAUUUUACACAUGGAUUCACUUAAAGGAAGUCAUACUGGACUCAAGGACAUCAUUCAAAGUUAUUUAUGGGAAGAGUGGAAAGAAAGGCACCCUGAAUCAGCAUCAGAUAAUUCGGACAAAUUCUUGAACUUGAGAUUUGUUUCCCUUGAGCUCCCUCAACAGGAUAAUUCAUUUGAUUGCGGCUUGUUCUUGCUCCAUUAUGUGGAAUUAUUUUUGAUGGAUGCUCCAAGGAACUUCAAUCCACUGAAGAUUGAUGUAUUUUCUGGCUUUCUUAGUGGUGAUUGGUUUGCACCUGCUGAAGCUUCUCUCAAGCGAUCGGUUGUCCGAAAGUUAAUUCAUGAGGUGCUGACAGGAUCGUUUCAGAAUCACCCUAAGCUAGCUUGCAGUGGCGAGCAGCUUGAUGAAAGACAUCAAAGAUGCUCAAAUGCUGAGCAGGAAUCAGCUAAUGAAUUUCUUGCUCAGAGGUGCACUGCUGGUGACCCUGAAACAGUUUGCACAGUUCAUGAUGGCACUCAUGAAAUACAGCCAUCCAAGUCCAUCUGUUUAAAUGAUUCCGAAGAAAAGGGGUUGCCUGUUUCUGGGUGCUUGUUGGACACUGGAAAGGUUUCAAUUGUCGAUGCACAGAAUCUACAGGUUUAUGCACCAGACAUGGAAAAUGUUUGCCUGUCAAGCCAAGCUGAGAAAAAUGAGCCAGUUAUUGCAGAAUCUAACAAUCAACUUAAUAUGAGAUCAUGUGCCCCAGGACAAGAUGAAGUGCUCAAGGGAUCAAAUUGUGUGGUAACAGAUAAGGAACAUGGAGAAUCUUUGUUUGCUUCUUUGGAUGAUAACCAAGAAGUUUCCAGUAGAACAGAAGUUGAGAUGCAGGACAUUAUGGUUUCCACGAGCUGCUCAAUUUCUGAAAUUACUGCUCAGGUAAUUGCCUGUCAAGAACAUUCUUUCCAAAGAAGUGCAGACAUUGGGGAUGAGUGCUUUAGACCUUCUCAAGAUGUGGCUUCUGUCAUGACUCUCGACUCCAUCACAGUUGAUGAUGGACCAAAUUCAGAAAGAAAUGCAGCUGAAGGUGAUCGUGGUGACCAUCAUGAAUAUACGGAUUCAGUCACAGUCGGCGACGACAAAGAUGUUGCUGAUACGAAGUGUGAAGAUAAUCUUGUGGAUCCUAUAAUAGGAGAAAGUGCUAUCAUCGAGAAUGUGAAGGAAAACAACACAACUGAUCCUGUAACAGUAGAAAAUGCCAUCAUCGAAAAUGUGAAGGAUAUUAGCACAACUGCCGACGAUGUCAAUCAUGGUGAGCUGUAUGUUUCAUCUCAGUUGCCAGAAGGAAACAUUGACAGUGGUGUGACUGUUAGUGGUUCUGAGUCGAAAUUCGGAAGCCCCGAUAAUGGUAUGGCUGGUGCUAGCACAGUUCCCUCUGACUUGAAAGAGCAAACUAUUGAAAAAGUAGUGGCAGGCGACUUUACACAUGAAAGUAACAUAAAUGCCAAGAAUAGGUCCGAGUUGGAAGUGGGAAAUACUGGAUAUAGUAUGACUGGUGUUAAUACAGUUUCCUCUGUCAUGAAUGAGGGAAACACUGACCGAAUAAUAUCAGGUGGUUGUACAAAUGCAACUGAUGUAAAUGCUGAUGGUGAGGGUUCUGGCAAUUACAAAUACUCAGCAAUGGACAGUGCAGUUCCUUGUGAAGAUGAGACAACCUGCACUGAUGGUGUGAUUCCAUCCAUGGACGUGCCCUGCAGGACUAUGAAUGAAACAGUUUUGGAGGACAAACCUUCCGAUGCUAAAAGGCCUCUGCCCGAUGGCCCCUGUGAACUUGUUGAUAGACCUUGCAUGCCGAAGAAUGAAACGUCAGAGAACACAUCUCUUGAUGGUAAGAGGUCUGCACCUGAUGGCACCUGCGAAGAGAAUCCUGGUGACAAGUGUAUACAGAAUGAUGAUGGUCAGAGCACUGAUGCAAAAAUAGAGAGGCAUUACAAGCGACGGAAGGUUCGGGCCUUAGAGAAACAGCAAAGCUUCUCGGGUGCCUCAUCGUUAGAUUAGAUUAUGGUUGAUGUGAAGCAUAGUUUUAGCUUGUGCUAUAUAUAUAGAUAUAUAACCCUUCUCGUCCUUAGGCCAUAUGCUGCUAUAUUUAUGUAAUACAGGGUACUUUGACUAAUGACUGUAGAAAUGACAAAAAAAAAGCCCGUGCGAGAUGCUGAAUAGCAGAUUUCUGCUUGACACUCUCAUUUUGUAUACUGAAAGAGACCAUGAGGUGCUAAAAUAUUUUGUGCAAAUGCACAAGCAAAUUGCUGGA
Molecule: messenger RNA, 4666 nt
Organism: Panicum virgatum (switchgrass)
Lineage: Eukaryota; Viridiplantae; Streptophyta; Magnoliopsida; Poales; Poaceae
Exons: 23
Coding region: 595-4413 (1272 amino acids)
Biological process (GO): proteolysis
Molecular function (GO): cysteine-type peptidase activity
Source: RefSeq, a predicted model, not a curated record